CGGCCCCUCCACGGCGCCGCCGUAGCGAUGACCUCAUCAGAGCGCGCCGUCGCCGAUGGCGGAACCCGGGGCGCGCGGCCGCGAGGAGAGCGGGGACCCGGGCUCGAGCCAGGAGACGUUCCCGGCUGCCUCGUCCCCCCCGGGGCUCGGGGUUGCUCCCGCGGCCUCCGAGGAGCCGCCGGCCGCGGCCGAGAAGAGCGAGCGGGAGGCGGCCGCGCCCAGCGAGCCCAAAGCGGACGGCCAGGCGGCGGAGGUGAACAGCCAAGAAGGUUUGGAAUUAGCGUCAGCUGAAUCUGAGGACUCUACAUUGCAGUCUUCUGCAGCUAAGAAGAUAAAAAUAGAGAUAAAAGAGAAGAAAGAGAAGAAGCAGAAAGUAGAUGAAGAUGAGAUUCAGAAAAUGCAAAUAUUGGUUUCUUCCUUUUCUGAAGAACAGCUGAACCGCUAUGAGAUGUACCGCCGGUCUGCUUUCCCCAAGGCUGCUAUUAAACGGCUGGUCCAGUCCAUUACUGGGACUUCUGUCUCUCAGAAUGUGGUUAUUGCCAUGUCUGGGAUUUCCAAAGUCUUCGCUGGGGAGGUGGUAGAAGAAGCACUGGAUGUGUGUGAGAAGUGGGGAGAAUUACCACCUCUUCAGCCCAAACACAUGCGUGAGGCAGUCCGGCGGCUGAAGUCACGGGGGCAGAUCCCCAAUUCGAAGUAUAAAAAAAUCACCUUCCAUUGAAGUGAAAACUAGACAGCAGUUUAAGAAGCAGGAGAUCCUGGAGAAGCUGGAAGAGAAUAGACUACUAGGUAUAAACCAUCACCUCAGAACUGCUUAAGUAGAAAGCUUCCAAACCUUCUGCUCUUCUAGUGUCUGCAGUAUUAAUUACUAUGCCAGUACCAAAACAACCUAAAAAAAGUUUCUUAAAACAAAGCUGAACGGAGUGCAUGUGGCCAGUUUCUCAGACUAUGAAAUGCUUCCGUAUACAACUUCUCCAAGAUUUGUGGUAGACAGAUAUGAAAAAUUACUGUUGUGGUUAAAGUUUAGAAUAACUUUGAAACAGCAGUGCAGACAGCAGCCUUGUUCACUUAAGUUUGUAUUUUAGUACUAAACUCCUUGAAGGAAAGGCCUCUAUAUUGUAUCCUGUGCGUAGGAGUCCUUAUUUCAACAUGCACUAGCAAACCUCAUCAAGUGACUGCUUAAGUUUGUUUCUCUCUUUAAACAUUUCCUAAGAAACUUGCAAUAAAAGGUUCUGGUGGUAGAGAGGGGCAAUAACUGAAUUGGAAAUGUUGUCAGGGCCAUCAGACUUUAUAGCUGUGGCUAUGUGAAACGGAGCUAAACACUUUAACAGAAAGGAUAAAAGCCUUUGGUGCAAUAGGCUUUUUACUUACGGAGAGGAUACUGGGGGGGGGAAAUGAGGGCUACUGCUAUAACAGGUAUAUCUAUAGUCUGUAUAGAAAGGGGGAUUUGAUACAAUGAACACUUAUUAAACUUGGUGUUCAAUUAAAUAGCUUGUGACCUGGA
This is a messenger RNA of Dermochelys coriacea (leatherback sea turtle), 1501 nucleotides long. It is a transcript of the gene TAF11, whose product is annotated as TATA-box binding protein associated factor 11. The transcript has 5 exons. The coding region runs from base 56 to 718 and encodes 220 amino acids. Gene Ontology annotation, molecular function: transcription coactivator activity; protein heterodimerization activity. NCBI's taxonomy places the organism in Eukaryota, Metazoa, Chordata, Testudines, Dermochelyidae. The record is from RefSeq and is a predicted model, not a curated record. Gene Ontology annotation, biological process: transcription initiation at RNA polymerase II promoter; RNA polymerase II preinitiation complex assembly. Gene Ontology annotation, cellular component: nucleus; transcription factor TFIID complex.